Molecule: messenger RNA, 1196 nt
Organism: Cydia amplana
Lineage: Eukaryota; Metazoa; Arthropoda; Insecta; Lepidoptera; Tortricidae
Exons: 9
Coding region: 21-1190 (389 amino acids)
Biological process (GO): signal transduction
Cellular component (GO): cytoplasm
Source: RefSeq, a predicted model, not a curated record
GGCCGACGCUCAUCCGCGGCAUGAGUGCCGACUUGCCUGACGUGUCCGGUUACGGUCUCGGCAGGAGUCGCCGCGCCUCCCUCUCGGCCGAGCAGCGCCGCAAGCUGUCCAUGAUCAGGACGGCCAGCAUCCCGAGCCCGCUGACGCCCGUGAGUCACAUUUACCAUUUGGUACCCUGCCCGAGAAAAUGCUGUUCACAGAAAUAUGUCGUCAGUACGGACAGGAGUGGUGAUAUACAUGUUCACGUUCAGGGUGACUUAAGCCAGCAGGACAAGCGAUGUGUGUUUCUCACAGUCCACGAUCUUGGAACCAACCACUCGUCCAUGGUGGACUUCGUGGGCUUGCCGGCCAUGACCGAGAUAAAAGAACGCUCCUGUUUCAUACACGUGGACGUACCAGGACACGAAGAAAACUCGCCUGAUCUGCCUGACUCCUACCAGUUCCCUCCCCUCCAAACGCUAGGCGAGGACCUGAUCACGGUCCUGGACUUCCUCCACGUCCGCUACGCUGUAGGCCUCGGUGAAGGCGCCGGGGCCAACGUGCUCGCUCGCUGCGGCCUCGCGCACCCCCGCCGGCUCUUAGGCCUCAUCCUCGUCAACUGUACGGCCUCGACCUCGUCGGUCGCCGAUGCCUUCAGAUCCCGGUUCUCCCGCUGGAAAGGCACGGACAUCUCGCAGUCCGAGGAGGACUUCCUCAUCUACCACAAGUUUGGACACCAAAUCCAGAGCGACUCCUGCGAGGCGACCGAACGCGAACGAAUGUUGCUAGAGUACCGCUCGCGCCUGCGCGGGAACCUCAACACGCACAACAUCAAGCAGUAUGUGCGCGCCUUUAUCAACCGCAAAGACCUGGUCCUCCGCGGCUGCCAGCCCGACAUCCUGCUCAUCACGGGGCUCCUCAGCCCCUACGCCAGCGUCGUGGAGAAGAUGUACAAGGAACUGGACAAGGACAAGGUCACCAUCCUCAAGGUCGAGAAGGUCGGCGACGUGCUGGCUGAGGCGCCCGCAAAAGUGGCGCAGUCCCUCCUCCUCUUCUGCCAAGGCCAGGGUCUGCUGACCUCCCUCCCCCCACCGGGGGUCGAACGGCGCAUGUCCCGCGCCAUGUCCAUGGAGGAAUAUGACAAACCCAACAUUCGGCGGCUGUCGCUCACGCCGAGCGUGUCCGAGUCUCCUCCACCGAGGAAGUUGUAAAGAUUG